Messenger RNA from Talpa occidentalis (Iberian mole), 2187 nucleotides. It is a transcript of the gene LEO1, whose product is annotated as LEO1 homolog, Paf1/RNA polymerase II complex component. Bases 52 to 2055 code for a protein of 667 amino acids. The transcript is spliced from 12 exons. The record is from RefSeq and is a predicted model, not a curated record. Gene Ontology annotation, cellular component: nucleus; Cdc73/Paf1 complex. NCBI's taxonomy places the organism in Eukaryota, Metazoa, Chordata, Mammalia, Eulipotyphla, Talpidae. Gene Ontology annotation, biological process: transcription elongation by RNA polymerase II; positive regulation of transcription elongation by RNA polymerase II. Gene Ontology annotation, molecular function: RNA polymerase II C-terminal domain phosphoserine binding.
AAAGGCCGUCGCGGAGCCGCCCCCAGCGAGCGGCGGCGGACGAGCGCGGCCAUGGCGGACAUGGAGGACCUCUUCGGGAGCGAUGCGGACAGCGAAACGGAGCGGAAAGAUUCUGAUUCUGGUUCGGACUCAGAUUCUGAUCAAGAGAAUGUUGCUUCUGGCAGUAAUGCCUCUGGAAGUGAAAGUGAUCAAGAUGAAAGAGGUGAUUCAGGAAAGCCAAGUAAUAAGGAACUGUUUGGAGAUGACAGUGAGGAUGAGGGAGUAUCUCAUCAUAGUGGGAGUGAUAAUCACUCGGAAAGAUCAGAUAAUAGAUCAGAAGUAUCUGAGCGAUCUGACCAUGAAGACAAUGACCCCUCAGAUGUAGAUCAGCACAGUGGUUCAGAAACCCACAAUGAUGAUGAAGAUGAAGGUCACAGAUCAGAUGGAGGGAGUCAUCACUCAGAAGCAGAAGGUUCUGAAAAAGCACAUUCAGAUGAUGAAAAGUGGGGCAGAGAAGAUAAAAGUGACCAAUCGGAUGAUGAAAAGAUACAGAAUUCUGAUGAUGAGGAUCUGGCACAAGGAUCUGAUGAAGAUAAGCUGCAGAAUUCUGAUGAUGAUGAGAAAAUGCAGAACACAGAUGAUGAGGAGAGGCCUCAACUUUCAGAUGAUGAAAGACAACAGCUAUCUGAGGAGGAGAAGGCUAAUUCUGAUGAUGAUGAACGACCAGCAGCUUCUGAUAAUGAUGACGAGAAACAGAAUUCUGAUGAUGAAGAGCGGCCACAGAUGUCUGAUGAGGAGAAAAUGCAAAAUUCUGACGAUGAAAGACCCCAGGCCUCAGAUGAAGAACCUAGGCAUUCAGAUGAUGAUGAGGAGCGGGACCAUAAAUCAGAAUCUGCCAGAGGUAGUGAUAGUGAAGAUGAAGUUUUACGAAUGAAACGCAAGAAUGCAAUUGCGUCCGAUUCAGAAGCGGAGAGUGAUACUGAGGUACCCAAAGAUACUAGUGGAACCAUGGAUCUGUUUGGAGGUGCAGAUGAUAUAUCUUCAGGGAGUGAUGGAGAAGAUAAACCACCUACUCCAGGACAGCCUGUUGAUGAAAAUGGAUUGCCGCAGGAUCAACAGGAGGAGGAACCAAUUCCUGAGACCAGAAUAGAAGUCGAAAUACCCAAAGUAAACACUGAUUUAGGAAACGACUUAUAUUUUGUUAAAUUGCCCAACUUUCUCAGUGUAGAGCCCAGACCUUUUGAUCCUCAGUAUUAUGAAGAUGAAUUUGAGGAUGAGGAAAUGCUGGAUGAAGAAGGUAGAACCAGGUUAAAACUGAAGGUAGAAAAUACUAUAAGAUGGAGGAUACGCCGGGAUGAAGAAGGAAAUGAAAUUAAAGAGAGCAACGCUCGGAUAGUCAAGUGGUCAGAUGGGAGCAUGUCCCUGCAUUUAGGCAAUGAAGUGUUUGAUGUUUACAAAGCCCCACUGCAGGGGGAUCACAAUCAUCUUUUUAUCAGACAAGGUACUGGUCUACAGGGGCAAGCUGUCUUUAAAACCAAGCUCACAUUCAGACCUCACUCUACAGACAGUGCCACACAUAGAAAGAUGACCCUGUCACUUGCAGAUAGAUGUUCAAAGACACAGAAGAUUAGAAUCUUGCCAAUGGCUGGUCGUGAUCCUGAAUGCCAGCGCACAGAAAUGAUUAAGAAAGAAGAAGAACGUUUGAGAGCUUCUAUUCGUAGGGAAUCUCAGCAGCGCCGAAUGAGAGAGAAACAGCACCAGCGAGGGCUGAGUGCUAGUUACCUAGAACCUGAUCGAUAUGAUGAGGAGGAGGAAGGCGAGGAGUCCAUCAGCUUGGCUGCCAUUAAAAACCGAUACAAAGGGGGCAUUCGGGAGGAACGGGCCAGAAUCUAUUCCUCAGACAGUGACGAGGGAUCAGAAGAAGAUAAGGCUCAAAGAUUACUCAAAGCAAAGAAACUCAACAGUGAUGAGGAAGGUGAACCUUCUGGAAAGAGAAAAGCAGAAGAUGAUGAUAAAGCAAGUAAAAAACAUAAGAAGUAUGUGAUCAGUGAUGAAGAAGAAGAAGAUGAUGAUUGAAGUACAAAAUGUGAAAACAUUUUAUAUACUUUAUUGUACAGUUUGUUUUAUAUGGUGUAAACAUGAGUUAUUUUGAUUGAAAUGAAUUGAUUUCCUUUUGUGUAAUUUUAAUUGUAAUAAAAAAACUUAAAA